Molecule: messenger RNA, 2688 nt
Organism: Striga hermonthica
Lineage: Eukaryota; Viridiplantae; Streptophyta; Magnoliopsida; Lamiales; Orobanchaceae
Source: the annotation of a GenBank genome assembly
AUGAGCAGAGCCGGGGAAGAGGAAGACAAUGAGCGCUUUCACGACUCUCUCGACCGUCUCCUCUCUUCUUCCAACACUUCCUGCUCUUGCUCCCCCUCAAACUCCGACGAUGAAUGCACUUCCGAUUUCACCCGGACAGUGCCCAAAUUCCCCCUCGGCGUCUCCCGGAACUACGACGUUUGGGUUUCCCAUCCGUCGUCGGUCCAGGAGCGGCGGCUCCGCCUCCUCCGCGGGAUGGGCCUCACUGGUGACCCCUCCCUCCUCCGCCAUCGCCCCUCACUUUCCUUCUCCCUCUCAUCUCAGCAUUACUUGAGCCCCCUGGAGGAUACAUUUUGCAGCACAGAUUACAGUUACUUGAAAACCCUCGAUUGCACUAGUAAAUGCGUCAAUGGUUGUGAUGAUAACAAUAAUUGCAAUGAUAGAGCUUCUGGGGUGGUCCGGUCCAAAUCAGAUGGGGGCUGUGAGUCUCGCAGGAGUUUUCAAGCUCAGCCGAAUGUUUCGGCUUCAGGUGGAGUUGCUGGUGAUGUAAAUAGUGAUGAUAAGGGGAAGAACAUACAAAGACAUUGUCGGGCAGAGAGAUCAAGUUGCAGCUUUAUAUCCCGUACAGACUCUCCCUAUAAACCCCCCAAAGUGAAGUCUAAUAUCAAUGGUUCCAACCAUAACCGUAGCUUUAGUGAUGCACACCCACCUCGUACAAGUGGUGAAGAGCUUUGUUGGAGCCUGGAGUGUGAUGGGCUAGAUGAUGUUAAUGGAGUGUGUAAGAUAAAGAAUCUCGACAAUGGGAAAGAGUUUGUGGUGAAUGAGACAAGGGAGGACGGGACUUGGAAAAAGAUAAAGGAAGUGGGAACCGGGCGUCACUUGAUGACAGAGGAGCUCUCAUCUGAGAUGUUUGUUGGGACUUCACCAAUCGUGCAAGAGUUGAUGAGGAGACAGAAUUUCGAGGCCAGGGACAAGGAUGGCUUGAAUUCAAAUGCGGAUGGUGGUGUGUCUAAGUCGAAGAAGAGGAGUACUUGGCUGAGGAGUAUGAAAAAUGUGGCAAAUUCAGUCACUGGUCACAAGGAGAGAAGGAGUAGUGAUGAGAGAGACACCUCGUCUGAGAAGGGUGGGAGGAGGUCGAGCUCUGCCACUGAUGAUAGCCAGGAUGUUUCCUUUCAUGGGCCUGAGAGAGUUAGGGUCAAGAAUUAUGGUAAGCCGGUUAAAGAGCUUACGGCACUUUACAAGAGCCAGGAAAUACAGGCACACAACGGGUCGAUUUGGGCGAUUCAGUUUAGUUUGGACGGGAAAUAUCUGGCUAGUGCCGGUGAGGACCGUGUGAUUCAAGUGUGGCAGGUUGUGGAGACAGAAAGGAAAGAGGAUUUCUUUUUCCAUAAAUUGGAAGAUGGGAAUUUCAAUCUUUUGUUUCUAGGAAAUGGGUCGUCCGAGCCAUCAUCAAUGUCACCGAAUUUGGAUGCUCACUCGGAGAAAAAGAAGAGGGGGAGGAGAUUGUCCAUAGGCAGGAAAUCCUUGAGCUUUGAACAGAUUUUGGUGCCUGAGACCAUAUUUGGCCUUUCAGAAAAGCCUCUGUGUUCGUUUCACGGGCAUUUAGAUGAUGUGCUGGAUAUCUCAUGGUCCAAGUCUCAGCAACUGCUUUCAUCUUCAAUGGACAAAACUGUGCGCCUCUGGGAUCUGUCUAGCAAGUCUUGUUUAAAGAUCUUUUCACACAGUGAUUAUGUAACGUGCAUCCAGUUUAAUCCGGUUGAUGAUAGAUAUUUCAUCAGUGGAUCCCUAGAUGGCAAGGUGCGGAUAUGGAGCAUUCCUGAUCGCCAAGUCGUUGAUUGGAAUGAUUUGCAUGAAAUGGUCACUGCAGCUUGCUACACACCAGAUGGACAGGGGGCAAUAGUUGGUUCGUACAAGGGUAGUUGUCGUUUGUACAGCAUAUCAGAAAAUAAAUUGCUCCGGAAAAGCCAGAUCAAUCUGCAGAAUAGGAGAAAGAAAUCUCAUCAGAAGAAAAUAACUGGUCUUCAGUUUGCACCUGGAAGUACAUCAGAAGUGCUUGUGACUUCAGCAGAUUCCCGAAUUCGAGUCAUAGAUGGUGUCGAUCUUGUUCACAAGUUCAAAGGGUUUCGUAACGCGAACAGCCAAAUAUCAGCCUCCCUCACUUCCAACGGAAAAUACGCAGUCUCCGCGAGUGAGGACUCAUAUGUUUACGUGUGGAGACAUGAAGCCGAGUCCCGACCAAACAGAACCAAAGGUGUGACGGUGACACAAUCUUACGAGUUUUUUCACUGUCAAGAUGUAUCUGUGGCAAUCCCUUGGCCUGGCUCGUCAGACAAGUGGGCCCUCCAGGAAUGUCCUGCUGGAGGACAAAAUGGUACUUAUACCCAGUAUAAUGAAUACCAUCCCACUACACCAGCUGGGGAGACCAACUGCAGUGAAAGCCGGUCAUUGGAGUCCCUACGCACUAAUAGCCCUCUCAAUGGACACUUAUCUUGUGCCUCAAAUGGCUACUUUUUCGAUAAAAUCUCCAUGACAUGGCCUGAGGAGAAACUCCUCUCGGCUACUGCCAAGAACGCAAGUCCCCGAGUUAGUGUGGACUUUUCAAAUGGGUUGUAUCAGAACAGGUCCGCGUUGGGUAUGGUUAUAGUAACUGCAGGCCUCAAAGGUGAAAUCAAGAUAUUCCAGAAUUUCGGGACACCCUUGCGGAUUUGA